AUGGCUGGGCCGACAGUUUCAAAGUCUAAAACUAAACACAAGGUUUUAUCGUCGCUGUCGAUUUAUAAGACUGUUGAAGAUUCUCAUGAGUAUAUGAUACAAGGAUUUUCUCUAGCGAAGGGAAUUGGAGUUGGUAAAUUGAUGACUAGUCGCACAUUUAGAGUUGGUGGUCACGAUUGGGUUAUACAGUUUUAUCCAGGAGGCAAAAGUAAAGAUAGCAAGGAGUACGUAUCCUUGUACCUUAAGAUAGUAAGCCCUGGAGAAGUUAGGGCAACGUGGGAGCUUAAAUUGAUGGACCAAAGCGAAAAAGGGAAAUAUGGUGCUCAUAAAAUUUCUUCACGUGUAAGAACGUUUAACACAGCAACAGUUGAUAGAACAUGGGGAUAUAAGCAGUAUAUGAAGAGGUCGGAGUUGGAGACCUCCAGUUAUCUCAAGGAUGAUUGUCUUUGCAUUCACUGUACCAUCAGAACAGUGCAAACUCGUGAUGAAACAGUGCAAACUCAUGCUGAAGAUGGGAAACCUUAUGUUGUUCUUGUACCUCCAUCAGAUAUGAGUCAGAAUCUCAAGGGUUUGCUGGAAUCUGGAAUUGGUUCUGAUAUUACUUUUCAUGUUGGCAGUGAAUCCUUUAGAGCCCAUAAGUCGAUUCUUGCAGCUCGAUCUCCCGUAUUUAGAGCUCAGUUUUUUGGAUUGGUGGGUAACCCAGACAUGGAAACAGUAGUCAUUAAAGAGUUUGAACCCUUUGCGUUUAAGGCCAUGUUACUAUAUUUGUAUUCAGAUGAACUUCUUGAACCACGGGAAAUUUCUGAUUCAGAUUCUCUUUGCUCUUCAACAACACUCAUGCAACAUCUGUUAGAUGCAGCAGAUCGCUAUGAUCUUGCUCGAUUGAAGCUCAUGUGUGAGGCAAAGUUAUGUGAAGAAAUAACUGCAGAUACCGUUGCAAAAACACUGGCCCUAGCUGAACAAUACCAAUGCCUGCAACUGAAAACUUUCUGUCUAAACUUUGCAGCUAAACCUUAA
This is a messenger RNA of Papaver somniferum (opium poppy), 1017 nucleotides long. Its product is annotated as BTB/POZ and MATH domain-containing protein 3-like. Gene Ontology annotation, biological process: protein ubiquitination. Lineage: Eukaryota; Viridiplantae; Streptophyta; Magnoliopsida; Ranunculales; Papaveraceae. Bases 1 to 1017 code for a protein of 338 amino acids. Gene Ontology annotation, molecular function: protein binding. The record is from RefSeq and is a predicted model, not a curated record. The transcript is spliced from 3 exons.